AUGGGGACCAUAAACUUUGACAUCAACGAUGCCCUCAGGGACUACAUGUCCGACCCCGCGACUAUCCCGACCCCUGAAGCCGAUAGCACCCUGCUCGACUGCGAAAAUGAACCCGAAGCCCUGACCAACCAGGUCCUCAACCCGGUCCUGAACCCUAUCGUCGAUGCCGUGGCCGACAACCCCGACGCCAUUAUGCGUGCUGCCAAUAUCGACUCGCUGCAGCUCCUCCUAAAAUACACUUCAUAUCUGCCCACACAUGCCCUCAGCAAGGUCUUUGACUUAGUCAUGAGCGGUCUGAGCAGUGAGGCCGAUGCCGUCCACGGCGACAUUGACUCGCCCGAUGAGGAGAGCGUCCUGUCACAUCACAAGCAGCUGCUCGAGAUUUACGGCUUCCUUCUGCAAUGGACAAUUGCUGCCGUCGAGACCAAGGCCGCCGAGAAGUCGUCUACUGCCCCCGUCGCAAGGGGAAGAGCCAAACCUAAGAAGGGCGCCAAGGAUGACGCCUGGGACUCGACAGCCCAGCUGCAGUCCGCCCUAGACAUUAUGUGCAAAGUCAUGAAGCUCAAGCUCUCCAAGAUCUUCCUCACGACCAGCGAGAGGGAUACUUUUAUUGGUCUGCUCACCAGGCCCGUCUACAUGAUUCUCGAGAGCGAGCAGCGCGCAAAGAACACCUCCAUCAGGAUGCACUGCUUCAAGGUUCUGUGCAUUGCCGUCAAGCAUCACGGCCAUGGCUAUGCCGCUCAAAUCAACAUCAUCCAGAACCUCACCUACUUUGAGCAUCUUCCCGAACCCAUGGCCGAGUUCCUGCAUAUUCUGGCAGAGACCUACGACUACCCCCAACUCGCCGACGAGGUGCUUCGUGAAAUCAGUAACAAAGAGUUCAACUCUAACGACACCAGGGGACCCAAAUCCGUUUCCACCUUCAUCACCAAGCUCUCGGAACUCACACCGCGGCUGGUCAUAAAACAGAUGACGAUGCUUGCAAAGCAACUAGACAGCGAGUCAUAUACCCUCCGUUGUGCCCUCAUCGAAGUCUGUGGCAACAUGAUCUCCUACCUGACCCUCCAGGAGGAACCCCACGAGAACCAUAAGACCCAGCUGAAUGCCUUUUUCGAUGUUCUUGAGGAACGCUUCCUCGACAUCAACCCCUACUCCCGCUGCAGGGUCCUGCAGGUGUACAUGAGGCUGUGUGAGCUGGAGCAAAAGUUCCCCAAGCGCCGCCAAAAGGCUGCUGAGCUCGCCUGUCGCAGUCUCGAAGACAAGAGCAGCAAUGUUCGCAGGAACGCCAUCAAGCUCCUAGGCACCCUGAUCAAGACGCACCCCUUCACCGUCAUGCACGGCGCCCAGCUGUCCAAGAAAGAGUGGCAGGCGCGCUAUGAUAGGGUCGAGGAAGAGCUCAACGCUCUCAAGCCGCCUCCCGGUGUGCCCGAGUUUGGUGGCCAGGAUGCCACGGCUGUCGACAACGAACUCCUAGACGAGGCUACGCAGGUUCAGUCACCCCAGAAGCCCAGGGACAUGACGGAUGAGCAAAAAGCCGAGGCGAUCAAGAAAGCGCAGGAGGAGGCGGCCACGAGCGAGGCCAUUGAGAAGCUCACCCUUACGCGCCGGUACUACACCGAAGCGCUCAAAUUCAUAGACGUGCUGCACGAAGCCACGGGCACCAUCUGUCAGCUCCUGGGAUCGAGGAAUAAGAGCGAGGUCAUCGAGGCCAUCGACUACUUCGAGAUUGGCGAUGCUUACGACAUUGAGCAGAACAAGGUUGGCAUUCGGCGCAUGCUGCGUCUCAUCUGGACCAAGGGCAACAGCGAUGAGGGCAAGGGCGUCCAGACACACCUGAUUGACUGCUAUAAGCGACUCUUCUUUGAGGCCCCCGACACAUUCAGCUCUAAUGAUGCCGCCAACUACAUUGCGCGUAACAUGAUCAGUCUGACGUUUGGCGCCACGCCCGCCGAGCUGACGUCGCUGGAGCAGCUGCUGUCCACCAUGAUGAAGGGCGGCAUGAUCUCCGAUGUUGUCAUCAACAAGCUGUGGCAGGUGUACGGCGUGCAGAAGCGUGAGAUCUCGCGCACCCAGCGACGCGGAGCCAUUAUUAUCCUUGGCAUGCUGGCCACGGCCAGCCCCGACAUCGUCGUGGGCGAGAUGGAGACGAUGCUGCGCACAGGUCUUGCCGCCCACGGCCGCAACGACCUGCAGCUGGCUAAGCACACGUGCAUUGCCCUCAGGAGAAUCAACCCCACGGGCCGUCAGGCUAGGGAGUCAGCCGUCAAGUUCUCGCGCCUGCCAAACGACCACGCUGUGUGCGUGCGGCUAGCUGCCAUCACCGAGGUGCAGUCGGACAGCAAGGAGUGGUACGGACUGGCUGAGCAGGCCAUCAGUGCCAUCUAUGCUUUGGCCAAGCACCCAGACACCCUGUGCUCCGAGAUUAUCCGACGCAAGACCAAGAUGGUGUUUGGCCAGCCACCGUCGAGACCGGCCUCGCGCGACGGGACGGUGCAGAUGACGCAGCAGUUUACGCAGAACCUGGACCCGCACCUAUCAGAUCCCACGGUGACGCAGUUGGGCGCCCAACUGGACCGGCCCAAGAACCGGGAGAACGCAAUCAAGCUGUCGCAGCUGCUAUUCAUUGUCGGCCACGUAGCCAUCAAGCAGAUUGUGCACCUGGAGCUAUGCGAGCUCGACUUCAAGCGCCGCAAGCAAGAAAAGGAAAAGCAGGCGGCCGCGGGAGCAGGAGGCAAGGACGAGGACAAGGGGGAGGCCGACGAGCUGGAUCUGAUUGGUGGCACGUCUGAAGACGAUUUCACCGAGGCCAUGGCACACAUCCGCGAGCGCGAGCUCCUGUACGGCCCCAACUCGCUGCUCCGCUUGUUUGGCCCGCUGGUGUCUGAUAUUUGCGCCAACAACACAUCGUACGCCGACAAGCACCUGCAGGGUGCGGCGACCCUGUGCCUGGCCAAGCUGAUGUGCGUGUCGUCCGAAUACUGCGAGACGAACCUGCCCCUACUCAUCACCAUCAUGGAGAGGUCGCCCGAUGCCAUUGUGCGGUCCAACGCUGUCAUUGCGCUGGGUGACAUGGCCGUCAGCUUCAACCACCUGAUUGACGAGAACACCGACUUCCUGUACCGCCGUCUGGGCGACUCGGACGCCUCGGUCAAGCGCACGUGUCUAAUGACACUCACGUUCCUCAUCCUGGCCGGCCAGGUCAAGGUCAAGGGACAGCUGGGGGAGAUGGCCAAGUGUCUUGAGGACGAGGACCGACGUAUUGCCGACUUGGCGCGCAUGUUCUUCACCGAGCUCAGCAGCAAAGAUAAUGCCGUUUACAACCACUUUGUCGACAUGUUUGGUCUUCUCAGUGGCAGUGAGAUGAACGAGGAGAGCUUCCGCAGAGUUGUCAGAUUUCUUCUUGGCUUUGUGGAAAAGGAUAAGCAUGCUAGACAGCUGGCAGAUAAGCUGGCAGCCCGCCUGGGACGAUGCGAGACGGAGAGGCAGUGGAAUGACGUGGCCUUUGCUCUGGGUCUGCUACCGCACAAGAAUGAGGAGAUUACCAAGAUGGUGUCGGAGGGAUUCAAGAUCAUUCAAGCAACGGCGUGA
Geosmithia morbida is the source of this 3588-nucleotide messenger RNA. Its product is annotated as condensin complex subunit 1. The record is from RefSeq and is a predicted model, not a curated record. The transcript is spliced from 4 exons. Gene Ontology annotation, molecular function: histone binding. Gene Ontology annotation, biological process: mitotic chromosome condensation; mitotic cell cycle; meiotic chromosome condensation. The coding region runs from base 1 to 3588 and encodes 1195 amino acids. Lineage: Eukaryota; Fungi; Ascomycota; Sordariomycetes; Hypocreales; Bionectriaceae. Gene Ontology annotation, cellular component: condensed chromosome, centromeric region; nucleus.